Messenger RNA from Trichobilharzia regenti, 1608 nucleotides. The record is from the annotation of a GenBank genome assembly. NCBI's taxonomy places the organism in Eukaryota, Metazoa, Platyhelminthes, Trematoda, Strigeidida, Schistosomatidae.
UCUAUGAAUAAAAAAACAAUGGUGUAGUGUAUUUGUGCAACGCAUUUCGAACACGCAUAUGUACUUACUAUAGGAAUACAUAUGAAAAUAAUAAAGCGUUAAGGGGUGAGAGAAUAGACAUAGGUCAAGUUAAGAAGUUAUGGAAUGACGACCAAAACAACCGUGGAGAUCAAUAUGGCAAUGAAGGGAGAAAAUAUUACAUCUGUCCUUGCACCAAAACAAAGUUUACCAGGGAAGGGGUUUAGUGUAAUAGUGACAAAUUGUUUUUAAACACAUUAAGGUAGCUUAAACUUCCCACAAACUUUACGAAACAUUUUAUAGAUAGGCUUUCAACAGAAGCGCAAACAUCAAUUUUGGUCCAUGUAGAUAUAAUGUGCUGCAAUAAAAGAAAUGGGUUAUCUGUUUUCACAGGGGAUUCGAUUUACUUUUGAAACUAUUUAGGGAUAUGUUUUGAAGCAUUUGAGUACAGAGACAGAUAAGUCCUCCUUAGGCAUACUUGACUAACUCUUAAAGCCUUAUCACUUUUCAUAAAAAUCCAUAUAGCAAAUAUGUCUGUCAUCAGAUUUUUCGAAAUAUGUUACACGAUCUAGAUAAUUUUGCGGUGAGAGCUGGCUGGAAGCCAAAGUUCAAGUCAGUGUUCACGUCCCAAAUCCCACUGUUACUACGAUGCACCUUUAACGUAUACUUUAGUUCCAACAAGAAAAUAUACAGGUAAGUAGAUGGAGUAGCAAUGGGUUCUUCCUUAGGACCCCUCCUAGCCGACUGCUUUAUGUCUAGCUUAGAAAACAACCCCUUAUCACCAACUAUCGACGACUUCCAACUCUACAAGAGAUACAUCGAUGAUACUUUCAUUAUUUGUGAUGAGAAUUGUGAUUUAAAAAACCUACUUCAAAUCUUCAAUAACGCCCACCCAAACAUCGACUUUACACUUGAGACUGAAUCCGACGAAAUGUUCCACUUCCUCGACGUCCAUCUGACAAGAAACGUCAACAACUCUCUGAAAAGGUCCAUAUACAAAAAGCCUACAUGGAAUGGACAAUUUAUCAACUUUCAAAGUUUCGUGCCCCUAAGCAGAAAAAGGAACCUGAUAUACACUCUUUCCUCGAGAAUUCGGAAGAUAUGCAGCGAGGAAAUGAUUGAAGAACUACGUAAUCUCAGAAAAACCCUGAUGGAAAACCGUUUCUCGCCCAGGUUCAUAGACAAGAAUCUCAAAUGUAAGAAGACUUCCGAACAAGUCCAAUCCGUUCCAAAGAAAAUACUUCUGCUUAAUCUAGAAUUCAAAGGUGAUAUUGAAGCAGAAAUCCUUCGUAAACGCCUCUCCAAAUCACUGAGGAAAACAUACUUCGCCGCGAGCCUACGACUGACGUUUUCCUGUAAGAAACUGUUCAGCCAGAACGCGAAAGACAAGCUGUCGCAUUGGGCCACCUCAACAUGCAUAUACCAGUUUACUAGCUCUUGUGGAGCUGAGUACAUCGGCCGUACAAUGCGCCGACUUGAAAAAACGCGCUUGUGAACACUAUCCAGCCUGGCUAGUAAAAGGAGACCAAAAACGUGUAUAUAGUUCAGUGACAAAACAAAGCCUCAGGAUGGUCGGGGGUGGGUGCCUUG